AAAACGAUUUUUUUUUAUCAAAGAUCGCAAAAAUUAAGAUCAUCAAAAAUAUCCAAAGAAACCGUUAUUAAACAACAAAGUUAACGGUGUUAUUUUUAUAUUUACUGCAGAACGUAAUCCCGGAAGUUUAAUAGCAUAUCGCGGGAAACCUGUUGCCGCCAUGUUGAGUUAUUUUCACCUUGCCGUUGUAAGUUUCGUGAAAUGUUGUUUGGUUUUAAAGCAUGCACGCAUUAUCAAGGAAGACAAACUUUUUCUUAAGACAAUUGGAUUUGAAAUUCACAACUGUGGCGACUUGAGCAGUCGUAGAUAUGAAAAACUGAAGGGUAUAUUUCAGGCGAUUGUGCUACGAAAUUGCAAAGACAUGGCAAACUCAUUUUUGGAUUUCCUUCAGCGAAACGACAAUGGCAACUUUACAAUGUAUCAAAGGGAAGAAUGUAUAGACCUUUUGGUUACAUGGUAUAGAGCAUGCCUUGAAUACAACACGUAUUUUGACAAACGCCUCAAGGUUAUGUCCACUUUAGACCUGGCGGGAAUCGACAAUGUGUUGAGUUUAAAAUCAAUUCCAAUCAUAUACUGUUCAACGGUGCCAAUCCACGCAGAUGCCAAAUGUGUCCUUGAGUUUUACCCUGGGUACAAACAAAGGUCAUUCCAUCUGUUGGUAUUUGGUUCGGUUCAAAAUUUGAUGCUCAACGAUGAUCGUGGCUUCAUGAAAGAAGGGAUGAUUUCCAUGUACAUCGUGAGUGAUAUACUGAACUCGAUGGAAAAGCAGCAGGUGUUGGUGAGAAACAUGCUAGAUGAAAACAUGCACUUAUUAAAAGAGGACAAAAUUCACACAAUGGAAGGAAAAGUUGAUAUAGAAUCUCAGAGAUCGGAUUGCAAGAUGGUAGUCACUGCUGAAGUUGUAGAAUUAUCAUCAUGGAAAAUCAUAUCGCCCAGUUCAAAAAUGUGCGACCUAAAAGGGCUUAUUCCAAAAUGCACGCGCUGUGGCGGCUUCAAGAUAGGCGCUAGCUUUUUCGAAGAACACCAUGCGGUCUUACACUGGAAACUGGAAACAGACUUUACAGAAAAUCCUUCUUUAUUGUCAGAACUCCUCUGCCACUUUGAUGUAAAGGUUCAAAUGAUGACCACGCCCAUUUUGGCUAGACAAAGGAUGGUCGUGAACGUUACUUCACAAAGUCCAUUCAUGCAUUGUGAUAGGACAUUGUACCAGCGGAAGGAAUGAGCAAAGAAAGAUGUUUAACAACAACAGCGACAACAACAAAGAGGAGAUUUACAAAACAGGAAGGCAGUCCAAUCGUGCAUGAAUUGAAUCAAUCGGGGAAAACACAACCUUGGACAAUUUGAAUAAAACAUACGUUUUAAGGCCAAACUGCCCAGCAUUUUUUGUUGUGAAAUUGUGAAAUAUAAAGACAGCAUAUGAUGUUAGUCGCCCCGCUGUCCAAAACUUAAAGUAUCAUCUAACUCCAAUUGUCCAAUAUUCUAUUUGCAUUGGCAUGUGUAUACAUGUAAUUAAUUAUGAUACUGAUAUACUGAUAUGAUGCUUCGAUACCACAUGCUACAUUGUAUUAAAAUAUCUUGGUGCACGUCGUUAAUCUUUUGUUUCGUUCAACAAAAAUGCAGAGUGGUUAUGCAGGCAUUGUCACUAAACCGGAUUUAUGUUUAAGCUUUUUGCUACUGAGCAUGUUUCUGUAGCUGUUUGCAUAUAUAUUGAAGAAGAUACGAACAUACAGUAUUAUAUGCUAAAAGAGUGAUACUGCAACGGAACAAAUAAUUGUGCACAACGGCGUGUUCUUCAUAAA
Messenger RNA from Mya arenaria, 1799 nucleotides. RefSeq lists its product as uncharacterized. Bases 161 to 1222 code for a protein of 353 amino acids. NCBI's taxonomy places the organism in Eukaryota, Metazoa, Mollusca, Bivalvia, Myida, Myidae. The record is from RefSeq and is a predicted model, not a curated record. The transcript is spliced from 5 exons.